Molecule: messenger RNA, 177 nt
Organism: Racocetra persica
Lineage: Eukaryota; Fungi; Glomeromycota; Glomeromycetes; Diversisporales; Gigasporaceae
Source: the annotation of a GenBank genome assembly
CAAUCAUUUUGUUGGAGAAAUAAAAAACGAUCAUUUGACAACCAAUUUAGUAAUACGGAUAUAGGACACACAGUGUCAUUUAUGGUUAGACAUAACUUUAAUAUCAGUAACAAUAUCCGAUUUUCGUAUAAGUAUUUAUUACCCACAAAUGAAUCCGAGGAUUAUCCUCCUGACGGC